Molecule: messenger RNA, 396 nt
Organism: Penaeus chinensis
Lineage: Eukaryota; Metazoa; Arthropoda; Malacostraca; Decapoda; Penaeidae
Product: pigment-dispersing hormone type 1-like
Exons: 3
Coding region: 1-240 (79 amino acids)
Biological process (GO): response to light stimulus
Cellular component (GO): extracellular region
Molecular function (GO): hormone activity
Source: RefSeq, a predicted model, not a curated record
AUGCGCGCUACUGCAGUUUUUGUCCUGUUGGCGGUGAUGGCUGUGACCCUGCAUGCAACAGUGGCCGGGAGAAAUAUGAAAUACUUCGAAUGUGAGGCGGUGUCCGAGUUGGCGGCGCAGAUCCUACGAGUGGUUCAGAGACCUUCGGGCUUCGUCGCGGGGCCUCACAAGCGCAACUCGGAGCUGAUCAACUCCCUCCUGGGGAUCCCUAAGGUCAUGAACGACGCCGGAAGGAGAUGAACAUUACGAACACCGUCGAAAUGUCCUGCCCAUCUUCCAUAGUACGACUACUAUGCUGCAGCAUUGAUCUACUUUAUUACACUUAAGAAUAUUGAUAAAUGUAGAAAAGAGAGUGAGAGAGAGAGAGAGAGAGAGAGACAGACAGACAGACAGACA